AUGUGUAGGAAUUGUCUCCCUAUCAUUCUUGGCGGUCUUACCUCACCUAUCCUUGCAACCUAUGGGGAUUACCUCCUCGGGUUGCUGAGCCCUGGAUGUUUAAGGGUUGUUCCUUUAUCAUUCUUGGCGGUCUUACCUAUUCUAUCCUUGCAAGGUCUGGGGAUUGAUUGCCUUCUCGAGUUGCUGAGCCCUGGAUGUGUUGUCCCCCCAUCAUUCUUGGCCGUCUUACCUCACCUAUCCUUACACUGA
This is a messenger RNA of Nezara viridula (southern green stink bug), 249 nucleotides long. NCBI's taxonomy places the organism in Eukaryota, Metazoa, Arthropoda, Insecta, Hemiptera, Pentatomidae. The record is from the annotation of a GenBank genome assembly.